AGAGAAGACAGCGCUUCCGCGGAAAACUCCUUUCUGACAGUCUUGGCGUUUCGGUGGCUUCUUGGCACUUUAUCUUAACUACUGCUGCAUGAAAUGUCAUGGCUCACAAAAAUAAUCUGGUACCACCAGCUGAUCCGGACAGGACCAGAACCUGACUUCAGGCAGAAGGUUACAGCAUAACAGAAAUCCAUUGAAGAAUUUCUGGAUGUGGUUCAGGAGAGGAAGAGGAAUGUCAAAUUUAAGAACUAAAAGCCUCCAGUCGCUUCGCUUCACCGGACGCCAUGCCCCGCCUGCUCGUUCUUCGCCUACUUCCCCGCCGCCGCGUGACCCAAUUGGGGCUCCAACCCGGCCGCCGCCUGGCCCGCUCGGAGUCCCGCCGCCGCCAGCACCCCAAGUCGUCUGUGGACAGCGCCGUUGCGCUCGUGAUGGUUUUUGCGACCUUCUUAGCACCGAGCGGGUAUGUGCUGAGCAAUCUGAGCGACCUCAGAAGAGCCUAGGUGGAAGAAGCUGUGGAGCUGCGUUAACACCCGAGGAGCUUUCAGAAAAAGCGGUGGCUUGCUUAAAGGAGGAAAAGCGUUUAGCUGGGCUGACGCUGCAGCCAUUGUGGGUAUUCAGUUCACAACCGUGUGUUUUUGGUAAAUAUUUUGCAGUUUUUUAGUACUGUGCGUAACAUGCAGAUGAGUUUGUAGACUCAUUUCCAAAUGUUGAAUAAAGUUGAAGCAUUCAUGCACGGUA
Messenger RNA from Lynx canadensis (Canada lynx), 735 nucleotides. Its product is annotated as cytochrome c oxidase subunit 8C, mitochondrial. The coding region runs from base 206 to 658 and encodes 150 amino acids. Gene Ontology annotation, cellular component: mitochondrion. Lineage: Eukaryota; Metazoa; Chordata; Mammalia; Carnivora; Felidae. The transcript is spliced from 5 exons. The record is from RefSeq and is a predicted model, not a curated record. Gene Ontology annotation, biological process: mitochondrial electron transport, cytochrome c to oxygen.